AUGAGCUGGGCGGUGGAGGAGUGGAAGGAUGGACUUCCAGGGAAGGCCCUGCAGAAGAUCCAAGAGAUGGAAGUCCAGGUGGACAAAUUGAAGAAGGAGAGAACUCAAAAACAGUUUCAACUUGACUCCCUGGAGGCUGCCCUGCAGAAGCAGAAACAAAAGGUGGACAGUGAACGCAAUGAGGCAUCUGCUUUGAAAAGAGAGAACCAGUCUUUAGUCGAGUCGUGUGACUCUGUAGAGAAAGCUCGACAAAAGGUUUUACAUGAUUUGGGGGUCAAAGAGCAGCAAGUGAGAUAUCUGGAGGGCCAGCUCAACACUUGCAAGAAGACCAUUGAGCGACUUGAGCAGGAGCUAAAAAAGUAUAAAAAUGAACUGGAUCGUUCUCAGCCAGCGGGCUCGUCCUCCUUGUCGUGCUCUUCAGAGCUGCAGCCAUUUGCUACUCCGCAAAAGACUUUCCUCACUCCAGUUUCAGCUUACAAACAGCAAGAUAACAGAUUGGAGGAUCUUCAAGAAAAAUACAACCAGGAAGUAGAAGAAAGAAAAAGGCUGGAGAAUGAGCUCGCAGCCCUGCAGGUCAAACUGUUGAAUCGGUCGUCAAACAGCGUGAGCCACAAAGACAUUGCCGCUCGCCAAGCCGGGUCUUCUAUAUUCCCGUGGCAACAGCAAGAUCAGGGUCAUGCUCGACAGUCUCAAGAAAUCACACAAACGCCUCUUAAGAGGCGAGGUGCGUCAUUUUGGGAUGCUCACGAGGAAACGCCCAUCAAACCCAGCCAGCGGAUGAGCUGUACCAGAACGGCCCCGAGCCCCGGCGGAUCCCAACAGAUGGAGCAGUUAAAAAUGCUAAAUCAAGAGCUGCGUGGUCGUGUGUCAGAACUGGAGAGGACCAUGUCCGGUCACGAGAGAGAACUUAGUAGCCAGACUACUAAGCUGCAGGACCUUCAAGUCCAGCUGUCCCAGGCUCGCAAAGACCUGACUGAACGGGACCGAGACUUGGCCAAGACGAGUCAUGAGCUGCGUCAGACCACGGACAGACAUCAGCAGCUUGAGGUCAAGUGUUCUUCAGUGGAGCAGAAGCUGAAGCAAGUUACAGAAGAGAUGAGCUGCCAGAGACACAAUGCCGAGAGCUGCAGGCGAGCCCUGGAACAGAAAGUCAAAGACCAGGAAAGAGAGAGCCAGAAGGAGUUAGCCCAGCUGCAAAGAUCCAAUCAGACUUUACAGCAACAAAUGGAGCAGACCAGGACUAAGUUAACACAAGAAAUCCAACAGUCCAAAAAAGACAACAACAUACUUCAGGCUGAUUUCGAGAAGCUGUGUUCUCAGAAGAGUCAGCUGGAGAGGGAGCUAGAGGAGCAGAAACAGAAGCUACUGCGUUUACAGCAGAGCCAGCAGGCCAGCCAGAUCAAAGAGGAGGACCUCCGCAAGAAACUAGAGGAGCACCAGAGAGAGAAGAAUAGCAUCUCUGUCCAGUUGGACCAGAGCAACAGGCGCUUGUCACAACUGGAGGAUGAGAAAAAGACCUCGGAACAAAGUGUCAAACGCACGCAAAGCCUUUUGGAUGACAUCAAAGCAAAAUGUGAAAGUCAACAAGAAGAGCUGAAGAGAAUUAAGCUCAAACUGGAGCAGCAAUCUCAAGCGUCUACAACGGAGCUGGAAAACCUACGGAAGACGCUGUCUGACGCCGAGACCAAAACUGAACGGUCCCAGAAGGAAUUGCAGAAACAUAAGCAAGAGGCGGAGCAAUUGAACAACAAGUUAACAGAGGCUACGAAAGAAAGUCAAGAGUUGAAAAAAAGCCUCAGUGCGAGUCAUGAUGAGUGCAAGCAGAUGACACAAAAGCAUGAAACUCUGCUGGAAUGGAAGAAUGAGAAAGAUACUCUGAUCAACAAUGCAGAAGCCAUGCAAAAGGAACUCGUUGACAAAAUCACCUCGUUAGAAAAGAGUCUGAGCUCACAGAAGGAAGCUAAUGAAGAAUUGAAGCAACAGCUGAGGCAUGCAGAAGAGGAACAAGCCAAGCUGUUGGCACACAUCGAUAGCCUGAAGGGAGAACUACUCAUCAGGAGUACAGAGCUCUUGGAGAGGGAGCAUCAGUACAAGCAGCUUCAAGCUAAAUCCUCCGAAGCUGAACAAAAACACAUCAAAGAUCUGGAAAACGUUGCCGCACGGGUGACACAGCUAGAAACACAGAUCAAAGAUCUGGAGUCACAGCUGAAAAGAGAAAUUGGCCGAGCGGAGCUAGCUGAGAAAAGUGUCACUCAGCUGCAGGACGAGCAACGCACGGCCUCCGACCUAGUGCGCUCCAAAGAACAGCUGAUUGAACUCGGCCAAGCUGAACUACAGCAGUUGAGGGAGUCUCUCACUCAGGCCAAUGCGGAGCAGCAAGAGAGAAAUUUAAGAUUUUCAGAGGAAAAGGCAGCUGUAUUGAGACAGUCUGAGGAAACCAUUGCGGUCAAGGCAGAGGAGGUGACACAAAUCAAGCUCCAGUUGGAAGAAACUCAAAAAGAGCUCCAAAUCAGCAACAAGCAGAUCAGCAUUCUUGAUGAGUUGGUGAUUGAAUGUGAAGCUGAGCAGAAGGAACAAAACAAAAAGAUGUCCCAGCGUGAGGAAGAACAUAAAACGCUGGUUGCGGAGAAGGCACACAAGCUGCAACAGCUCGAGAAAGAGCUGAAGGAGGUCUGUGCCCAAGUGACAGAGAAAGAGAGGCUGCUCGGGGAAGACGAGGCUCGGCUUUUGUCUCUGGAGAAACAAAAUGAAGACCUGGAGAGUGCCCUUCAACAGAGAGUGAAAGAAAUGAAGCUUCUCAAAGACACAAAUGCUGAGGAGAUAAGCAAGCUGAAGGAGCAAAUAUCUUCACUAAAGGAUGAGGCAUCCAGAAAUAAAAAUGCAGCUGAGAAACUGCCAGAGCUGAAGAGUGAACUUGAAGCAGUCAACCGCUUACAUGUCGACCUGAAAAAGCACGUGGAGACCCUUGAAAAGAACCUCUCCUUCAUAACAGAAGUCAAAAGCAACUUGGAGAACACUUUGGCCGAAAAAGCAAGCCUGAUUUCGUAUUUGGAAAAAUUAGUUACGGAGCUCGCUAAGAAAUGUAGCCAGCUGUCUGAGAGUCAAGCUUUGGAGGCUCAAAAUUUCCUCAACAAGGAAAAGAAUCUCAGAGAGCAGUGUGAAGCCGCCGAGAAAGCCUUGAGCGACAUCAAAGCCAAAUCAAGUCAUGUCCGAGCAGAAGUGCAGAGCAUGAAGGCAACUCUCUUGGCGGCCUCACAAGGUUUGGAGGAACGAGACGCCAGCAUCAAGAGCCUGAAGGAGAAGCUCAACUGUGCAGAAGUGGAACAUGCGAAAACUACCGAGAUCCUCAAAGAGAAGAUGGUUUCCAUGAACAAAAUAAAGGUACAGCUUGAGAUGCUUCAGAUGGACCUGGAAGACAAUGAAACUAAUGUCAACUCUUAUGAAAGUCAAAUUGAGGCUUUAAAGGAGAGCAUCCAGUCACUGGAGUCCGUUGUAGCUCAGAACCAAACAACGAUGUCUGACAUGGUAGUCCGACUAGAAGAGAGCAAAUCCCAGGUAUCCGUUUUGGAAGCACGGCUGGAUGAAGUCCAGUCUCAGAACUCCACGCUGGAGAGCAUGUAUCUGACAGCCAGAGAGGAACUGACAGAGAGGAGUGGCGAAAUAACUCGCCUGGAAGAAGAUGCUCUCAAAUACAGUCAUUUGGAAGAGGACGUCACCACUUUGACCGCUGAAGUCGCUACUCUAAACCAGAUCAUCAAAGAUAAAGAAGAUCAUGACAAGGUGUCACUAGAAGAGAAAAACAACCUCGAGGCAACUCUGAAGCAAUUAGAAAAUGACAAAGAUCAAUUACAAGCUAACAUGAGCGUGCUGAAUAUUGAGAACCAGAAGUUGGAAUCCAAGCUCGGCACGGUAGCCGAGGAGAAUCAAAACCUGAAAACCGACUUGAAGGUGUUAACCGAGGAAAAGCAGCAAGCGGAGGUACAAUGGCAACUCUUGAUUGCGAAGAGAGAAAACAUGGAGUCAACACUGAAGCGGCUUACUGAAGAGAAAUCCCAGCUUCUCGCCACUCUUGAGCUCCAGACAUCACAACUUGGUGAGCUGGGAAUCAAGCUGAAUGAAGCAGUGGAGAACAAACUUCAUCUUGAAGAAAGCAAUAAUCAACUGCUGGAAAAGAAUACAUUGCUGCAAUCCCGUGAAACCCAGCUGAUGGAAGAGACGGAAAAAUCAAAAGCAAGCUUAAAAAUGCGAGAGGACGAGGUGGCUUCUCUGCAUGCGGAAAAGGAACGAAUCCAAAACAUCCUUCAAACAUCUGAAGAAGAAUGCCACAGGCUGAAAGAUCAACUUGAAAUGACAGUGAAGCAGAUUGAGGAGAACAAAGACAGGAACCAGCAGUUUGAAACAGAGCAGGCUGAACUGCAUCACAAGUUGUCGUGCUUACAACAAGAACUGAGCGUCUUUAAGCAGCAGUACGACUUGCUGCAGAAGCAGGUGGGCCAACAGCACCUUCUCAUACAGGAGCUCUCACAAGUGCAGGACCAACAGGAAGCAGAAAGUGCCAUUGAUGCUGAACCAGAAUUAGAUUCUUUAACAGAGUCCAACACAGAGGAACACUCAGUCCAACCUGAUGAGACCCCCAUAUGUGAUGACAUUUCAACUACACAAAAACACACCAUUAUUAGUCAAACGGAACCACUCCUCAUGUCGGAUUUUAUCAAACCAGAGAGAAUUGUUGAACAUACGAAAGAAGAUGGAGAUGCAUGCAGCAAGGAUGGACACGAGAUGAAGGCGAUUAAUGAGCAACUAUUUGAUCAGUUUCAUGAGGAGAACACAGCCGACAGCAUCAUUGAAAUGGCAGAGACGAUGGAGUUACAAACAAGUGCAGAGACUGAGCCUAAGCAGUCACAGGAGGACAAAGAAACCCCUUCAAAUCAUGAAGUGCAGGUCCGCGGCCUGCUCGAAGAGAUUGACCUGCUCACCUCUGACCUUGCACUGAGGAAGGAGUUGACCUCAGAUCUUCAAGUGCAAGUUCAAAACUUGGAGCUGAAAGUUGAUGCGGCACAAGAAGAAGCACGUAGCUCUGCAAAUAAGCUGAAUAAUAUUCUGAAGGAGAAGGAAAACCUCUCUGAUCAGUUGUCUCAGCUGUCAGAAGACAGGGAAAACGUAACACUGCAGCUCCAAACAGCUAGAUGCCAGCUAACAGAUGUCAUGGAGAUGAUGGAGGGUCUAGAAAUGGCCAAAGGCGGAUGGGAUGAAAAGUUCCUCCAGCAGGAAAGCGAGUUGAAGCGGGUUCGCUCCGAGAAAGCCAAUUUGGAGCAACACAUCCUGGGCAUGGAGUGUGAACUGGAGGCCUUGCAGGAGGGUCGGAUCAAGCUGGAGGACCAGCUGGAAACACAGAGAAGAACAUGCUCAGGUUUGGAGCAGCAAAUAGAAAUGCUCUCCUCUGAGACAAUUCAGCUGAGAUCCGAGCUGGUUUCGUGCACUGAGGAACGACAGGAGCUGAGUCUGGCUGCGGGCCAGUGGCGAGAGAAGGUUGAUGGGCUGGAGAAGACUAACUGUGACACACGGUCUUUAAUUUCCAUCCUGGAGGAGGACAUUAGAGCAGGAAAAAUGGAAAAUGAAACCCUAAAAGGCAACAUAUAUAAAAUGGCGACAGAGAGGCAACAGCUGUUGGAUCAGAUGAAGGUGUUAGAAGAAGCUGUGUCCCAGCAGAAUGGAGAGAAAGAGCAACUGAUUGGGCAGCUUGACAAGAUUAAGCAAGAUCACACGUCUAGUAAUCAAAACACAGAGUCCAUGUUCAGCAAAAUCCAGGCUUUGGAAGGUGAAGUGCAGCAGUUGACGCAGUCUUUGGAGUCUUCUCUACUGGAAAAGGGAGAAAUCGCCUCUCGUCUGAACUCCACACAGGACGAAGUCCAGCAGAUGCGGAGCGGCAUCGAAAAACUACGCGUCCGCAUUGAAUCUGACGAAAGAAAGAAGCAGCAGAUGGGCGAACUCCUUAAAGAUGCUCAGAGGAAAUCUGAGUCACUGCAAGAUCGCAUGGAGGCUCUGCAGCGAGAGAAAGAGGAUAUAGAGCAAGACAUGGAGGAAGCUGUCCUUCAGGCGGAGACCAUGAAAGCUGAACUGGAGGAAGAAAGGAUUAAGGUGGACGAUGAGAAGAAAGCUCUUGGCGAGGAGCUCUUAAAGCUUUCCACCAGUCUGGACAACCUGAGAUCUGAGAAAGAGCAACUUGAGCGAGAGCUGCAAUUGAAAAACCGACAGCUGGAGGAGCUGAAGGCUGCUAAGGAGGAGCUAGAGCGAGGGCUGGAGAGGGCAGAGAUGGACCGCAGAGAAGAGCAGGAAAGGCAGCGAUGCAGGGUAGAGGAGUUGGAGGAAAAGAGCGCAGAUAUGGAAAGAGAGUGUGAGAGGAUGACAAGCCUACUAGAGGAAAAUAAACAUCUACAGAACUCAGUCGAUGAGUGGAAGAUGAAUGGAGAGGAGUGGCAUGAGCUGAAAAACAGUUUGAUGACUCGCAUUGAGGGUUUGGAGGAAGAAAUUGCAAAAGCCAAAGAAGCAGAUAACAAGGAACAGAUAGAAAGAGAAAACAGACAAUUGCUAGAAGAAAAAGAAAGACUAGAACAGGAGAACAAGAAACUCUAUUCUGACAAAGAAGAGCAAUCGGCACUGAAGCAGGAGAUUAAGAUGCUUCAGACGGCCUUGUCAAUGGCGGAAGACGAGAAGAAUAAGUUGUCCAUGGCUUUUUCUGAACUGGAGCAAAAGAGGCAAAGAGCUGAAGAAGACAAGGAAAAACUGUUAAAAGAGCAACACAGUCUUCAGUCAACAAUUGCCUCUUUGGAGGAGAAGUUGGAAAUGCAGCAGCGCUCCGUCACGAAGCUCAAUGAGCAGGUGUCCGAGCUGUCGUCUCGUAUCGCUUCCGUGUCUAAAGAGAGAGACGCCGCCUCCAGCAAAUUGAACCUUUGGAUGAAGACUUGCAAGCAGCUGGAGCAAGAAAAAGAGCACUUACUGAGCAGCUCAGAUGGGCUGUGCGAAGAGAUGAGGACGAAAGAGGUGGAGGAGCUUAAGUCAUCCCUUAAUGAGGCAAAAGUGGAGUGUAUGGAAAAGAGCAAAGAGGUGGAGGAGCUCAAGGCUUCCUUGGAAGCAUGCAGCAGAGCUCUGGAUGAAGUGAAAGGCGAACUCCAAGAGGUCAACCAGCUGGUGGAGGAGAAGACGAAGGAAGCGGACGACACCAUGAACAAAUACUGCAGCUUGAUGUUGGACGUGCACAAGCUGGAGGAAGCCAACGAAACACUGACGAUCAGACUGGAGCAUCUGACUGCCAGCAAAACAGCCAAGAAAGACCCUGCCCACGGUCGCAGACGCUCGGCGAGGACCUCUUCCAAACACCUGGAUGUCGAAACCGAGAACACUGCUCCUUCUACUCCUCAGGGUUCUCCGCAGGGCUCCACUCCCGGGAAGCGGAGCCGUAAACAAAUAAGCGAUAAGGACAGCGCCCAGGAGGCUCUUUACAACCUCACUAAGAAGAUCAGAGCUAACACUGUGACCACACCUAAACCAAGAAGUGAACAAGAGGAUGACUUCAGGCCCGAGGGGCUUCCAGAGCUGGUACAGAGAGGCUUUGCUGACAUUCCUUUGGGGGAGGCCAGCCCCUUCAUCAUGAGGCGAACCACUGUGAAGCGCUGCAGUCCUCGACUGGCUGCCAGACAGACAGCAGACGCUAAGGUUUUGCUUCCUUUACUCCAGCAAAGUCCGUCCUCGUCGGACAAGUGCGAGGAAGCGGCCGCUUGUCCUUCUCAAGAAUCAAAAGAGCAGGGAGACUGUCAUGUUCAGUAA
This is a messenger RNA of Nerophis lumbriciformis (worm pipefish), 7824 nucleotides long. The record is from RefSeq and is a predicted model, not a curated record. NCBI's taxonomy places the organism in Eukaryota, Metazoa, Chordata, Actinopteri, Syngnathiformes, Syngnathidae.